CUCAUAUUUCCUCCUUCAUUUCUCUAUUUUGAGUCACCGUCAUGCCCUCUUUAUAAGUUGUACUCCAAGGCAACUAACUCCCUACACCUUCUUCUCACUACAACAAUCCUUACUUACCUUCCUCCCCACAAAUCAGAACAGAACCAGAGGGGGGGAAUAGAGACAAUGGGAACCUCUUUCACAACCAUGUCUCUACUUCAUCUUCUUCUUCUUCUUCUUGCAGCUUCAGCAUUGCUUCUUUCACAUGCACAGGAUGAUAAACUUGUUCCCGGGAUCAUGACAUUUGGGGACUCAGCCGUUGAUGUCGGCAACAAUGACUACCUCCCCACAAUCUUCAAGGCAAAUUACCCUCCUUAUGGCAGAGACUUCGUCAACCACCAGCCUACUGGCAGGUUCUGCAAUGGCAAAUUGGCCACUGAUAUCACUGCUGACACUCUGGGAUUCAAGACUUACCCACCAGCAUAUCUGAGCCCUGAUGCAAUGGGGAACAACCUUCUAAUUGGAGCCAACUUCGCCUCUGCUGGUUCUGGUUUUGACGACAAAGCUGCUGCUCUCAAUCAUGCAAUUACUCUGUCUCAGCAGCUGGAGCUGUUCAAGGAGUACAAAGGCAAGCUAGCCAAAGUUGCAGGAGCCAACAAAUCAGCUACAAUCAUCAAGGACUCGCUCUACGUACUGAGUGCAGGCAGCAGUGAUUUCCUGCAGAACUACUACGUUAACCCUCUGCUCAACAAAGUCUACACUGCUGACCAGUAUGGUUCUUACCUGGUCAGCUCAUUCAACACUUUUGUCAAGGGAUUGUAUGGCCUGGGAGGGAGAAGGCUAGGGCUGACGUCACUCCCGCCACUGGGGUGCCUGCCAGCAGCCAGAACCAUAUUUGGGUACCAUGAGAGCGGCUGCGUCUCGCAAUUCAACACGGACGCUCAGCAGUUCAACAAGAAGAUCGGCUCGGCGGUGGCGAAUCUGCAGAAGCAGCUGCCAGGGAUGAAGAUCGUCGUUUUCGACAUCUUCAAACCACUCUACGAUCUCGUGAAAAAGCCUUCUGAUUUCGGUUUUACUGAAGCGAGAAGGGGGUGCUGCGGAACAGGGACGAUUGAGACGACGGUGCUUUUGUGCAACGCGAAGUCGGUGGGGACGUGUCCGAAUGCGACUCAGUAUGUUUUCUGGGACAGUGUCCAUCCUUCGCAGGCUGCUAAUCAAGUCCUGGCUGAUGCUCUCAUCGUUGAUGGGAUCUCCCUCUUAGGAUGAAUCAAUGGAUGAUAUUCGUAUUUGUUCAUUAUAAUUGCUUUGUUUCCUUGUUCUUGUUCUUGUUUUGUGGCAUAUUGGAAACAAAGUAAUGUGUUUACUGUUUAAGAAGAGUGUUGUUGGCUGCUGCUACAUUUGCAUUCUGAUGUUUUUGUCUGCAACAGUUGUAAGCUUCCGUUUCAUUGUAACAGUUCAAAUGUUGUAUACUUUUUACCAUAAGCAAUUUCAAUACCAAGUGACCUUACUUUCUCCCUUUCUUCAUUUGUCUCGUUUUGAUUCGUAGCAGCUUAAUUUGCUGCCACUUUCAAACGCUAUAAUGAGAAGCUUAGUGGGUUGAAAUUCCUUUCGAAGAGGGGUUUGCAGAUAUUUAUAGGACCCUAACGGGUACUCUUUCAAAGAAGAAAGAAGGAAAAAACAUGUUUACAUUGU
Linum trigynum is the source of this 1671-nucleotide messenger RNA. NCBI's taxonomy places the organism in Eukaryota, Viridiplantae, Streptophyta, Magnoliopsida, Malpighiales, Linaceae. The record is from the annotation of a GenBank genome assembly.